This is a messenger RNA of Beta vulgaris subsp. vulgaris (sugar beet), 671 nucleotides long. RefSeq lists its product as uncharacterized. The record is from RefSeq and is a predicted model, not a curated record. The transcript is spliced from 3 exons. NCBI's taxonomy places the organism in Eukaryota, Viridiplantae, Streptophyta, Magnoliopsida, Caryophyllales, Amaranthaceae. The coding region runs from base 34 to 498 and encodes 154 amino acids.
CAACCAGAUAGAGUGCUCGAUUGGUGGUGUUCCAUGCAUGGGGUUGAUGCAAAGGGACAGAGAAUCAUACCUGAUCCCGGAACAAAACAGAUAGCUAAUGCCAUUAUUGGCUUGAAGGAAAAGGAGGCAGCUGGUGAGUUCACUCCUAGAGGACAAGUUGAUGCCUUACACGAGACUCUAGGACGGGACCAGUAUGGACGUGUGAGGGGCGUAGGAGGUGUCCGCCUCGGGGUGAGAAAGGUGUAUGGUGAUCAAUACACCUCUACGUCCAGAUCCACUACCUCCAGUGUCAAUUCAUCACCUUCCAUAGAUGUGGAGGCUAUGAAAGCCGAACUUCGGGAGGAGCUCAGAGCGGAGAUGACUCAGAAUUUCAACGCCAUUUUGGCGCAGAUGGGCUUACCGACUUUUGGUGCUUUCACGCAGGGCAAUGUUCCUAUGCAGCCUGUUUCCUACGCAGCCUCGUCCACAACCGGAGUUAACGGAAGAGACACCAUGUGAGCUAUGUAAUCAAGGAGAUGGUCAUGGUAGAUUCAUUAUCGUGGCUUAUGGAUCUGUACAGCCCCCUAGGGACCGGCCACUAUUGCACAACCAGCCAGUAGCUGAUAUUCACUAUGUGGUCAGCGUUGAAGACAUUGUGACCGGUUUCGAAGCAUUUCCUCUUCCGCUGCCGA